UAUGGAGAGUGGAAGGGCCCGGGGGCGCGUGUUCCGCUGAGCUGCCGCUCCUUCAGCUCCGACUGGGGCUUGAACUUUGCCCGCAAAGCACCAGAAUGAAAGACAUGGAUAAUAUCAAAACAGUAAAAACAGAAUGGGUGUGUAAAUCAGGAACCGGUGAGCAGAUUUUGAAUGGUGCAGAACAAAACUGUGAUUACUUUGUAGAUAACCUUUUUGAAGAAGCUCAGAAGAUUGGUGCUAUAUGUAUGCCCCCAACUACAGUUGAGAAACAGGUUGAUGUAAUCAUUAAACUUUGGAAGAAUGGGUUUACAGUAAAUGAUGGUGAACUUAGGAGCUAUAGUGAUGUUGCAAACCAGCAGUUCUUGGACUCCAUUAAAAAAGGGGAACUGCCUUUUGAGCUGCGAAAAGAUUUUGAUAAAGAGGAGGUAGAUGUGAAAGUGGAAGAUAAAAAACAUAAGGUGUACUUGUCAUCAAAAAAGCCAAUGUUUCAUCCCUUUUCUGGACACGGUUACAGAUUAGGAAGUGCUACUCCAAGAAUAAUCUCUAAAGUAAGAACAGAUCAGCAAGAACCUGAUAACAAAAGACACUUACCUUCGGUACCCUUAAAUGAUUUGGAACCUAUCACUAAGAUCCAGAUCUGGUUAGCUGAUGGGGAAAGGAUAAUUCAGAAAUUCAAUGUUUCUCACAGAAUAAGCCAUGUCAGAGACUUUAUAACAAAGUAUCAAGGAUCAGAGAGAAGCCUGCCCUUCACACUGACUACUUCUCUGCCUGUUCGAGAGCUGCAAGAUGAGACACUCACGCUAGAGGAAGCAAAGUUGCAAAAUGCUGUUGUUGUUCAGAGACUUAGUAAAACAACUGAACCUUUCAGAUGCUCAGAGAUAAAAGCCCCUGACAAUGACUAUAAAACUGAUACUACACCUAAUGGACAGCUGAAGAAUGGGCAAAAUGCCAUCAAAAGUACAAGAUAAAAUUAGCUUUUAACUGGCCAAAAUCUGCACAUAGGAGGACCUAGACAAACCAAAAAUGUAACCAGCAAUAUCUGGAUGCACUUUCAUCCUCAUGUACUGUGCUCCUCAAGAACAAAACGUGUGCAUAUUUUCAAAUAAAUUUGGUGGUCAGAGCCUGGCUAUGUAAUGUAGCAGACAUAACUAUACAACAGGGCAUCCUUAGAAUUUCCUUAAGUAGAAGGCAUUUUUAGUGAAUGUAUUUAGGCAGAACAGUUCUCUGAGACUUAAUUACUACUGAUAGCAUCUUUUAAGGAAAAAUAAUAUUUAUUUUUGCACUCUGGACUAAAGUGGAACUGAACUGAUUGUUUUUGCUUACAUUUCAGUGUAAGUUGAUGCAGUUGCAUUCUCACAGUAACUUUUAGGCAACAGAUGCUGUAGGGAAGCUCAUGUCUGAACUCUUAACUAACUUGAAAAUCUUCAGUAUCUUCAGGAUUUAACUUCUAUCACAAGAUAUACAGUAUAGUGUUCUAUCAAGUCUUCACAUGGUGGUAAGGUGCAUGUGUGAGAAGAUAGAAAUGAGCUUGUCUGGUGCGUUUUGGAUGCAAAGUGCCUCAAAGUAAGCUCUGGAGGAAUUGUUAUUACCCAUGGUUGAAGUGGUUUUUGCCUCUCAUGCUGCUACAGGUGUCUUACAGGCAGGGUGAUGUUAAACUACCUACUUAGCUCGUUAGGAUAGAGAUCCACUUUUAGCCUUGUUGCACAAAAACUUAAGCUUUUCUGGAGAUUACUAUACAGAAAUAGUGGCUUAGAGUGACACAGUUGUUUUUGUACUAUAUGUUGGCUUCUGUCCUGAACUGGACAGUUGAUUGAGACACUAAUUGCAUGUGGCCAAGUUUCAAAGAUACUGCAAAUUCUUAUUUUAAAUCUGAGGUUUCUCACCCCUCCCACUCACCUCCACUGACCCAUUUCCAUAAAAAUGUUUUCUUUUGCUGUUCACAUACUUGAGGCAUAAAAUUUGUAGCCAAUUAUUCCAUGUUUUGCAAAAGGAGAAAUCACCAUACAGACUAAAUGUUUUGCACUGUGUUAAGUAGCAUGUGAGUUUGUGAAUGGAACUAGAGUGUCUGGGUAAGGCUUAUCCUGGAGCCUUCAAGGAGAGCUGCCUAGUUUGUGCUGCUUACACAAAUGGAUGAUUGCUGGGGUUAUACUACUUGUACAUGGUUAAAUGAAAGAUGGGGUUGGGAUAGCCUGGUUUUGUUCUAAAUAAAUUAUUUAAUUGGGGGGACUUGUAUUCUUUGUAAAAGUUAUCUUACUUCAAA
Messenger RNA from Colius striatus (speckled mousebird), 2260 nucleotides. It is a transcript of the gene UBXN2A, whose product is annotated as UBX domain protein 2A. Gene Ontology annotation, molecular function: ubiquitin binding. The record is from RefSeq and is a predicted model, not a curated record. Gene Ontology annotation, biological process: autophagosome assembly; proteasome-mediated ubiquitin-dependent protein catabolic process; membrane fusion. Gene Ontology annotation, cellular component: nucleus; cytosol. NCBI's taxonomy places the organism in Eukaryota, Metazoa, Chordata, Aves, Coliiformes, Coliidae.